CACUAUUUUUGAAGCAGGUUAUAAUAGUUUGGUAGCCUAGUUGAAAGCGUGUAAUGUGGAACGAAUAAAAUGUACUCUGAGAAAAUGUCAGUCCCUGUAAAUAAAGAUGGACAUACUCUAUGUCAUCAGGGUAGUGAGAACAGGCACCAAAAGAUAAGACGAAGAUUAUCUAGGAUUACUUCUUCAAGAAAAUUGGGACGUGGAAAAGCAAUUGCAGUAUUUACCAGUGGGGGUGAUUCUCAAGGAAUGAAUGCUGCAGUGAGAGCUGUUGUUAGGAUGGCAAUCACAUGUGGGUCAAAAGCAUAUUUGAUUAAAGAGGGUUAUCAAGGAAUGGUUGACGGUGGAGAUAAUAUUGUUGAGGCUGGCUGGGAAGAUGUUUCUGGAAUUUUGCAGCUGGGUGGAACUGUGAUAGGAAGUGCUCGUUGCCAAGAGUUUCGUGAAAGAUCUGGAAGAUUGAAAGCAGCAUACAAUUUAGUGUCUAGAGGAAUCACUAAUAUUUGUGCUAUAGGUGGUGAUGGAUCAUUGACAGGUGCAAAUAAGUUUCGUGAAGAAUGGCCGAGUUUAUUACAAGAUCUCGUUAAUGAAGGAAAGAUAGAUGAAGAGCAGAAAUUGAAGUAUAGUCAUUUGAACAUUGUUGGACUGGUUGGAUCAAUCGACAAUGAUUUUUGUGGAACUGACAUGACAAUUGGUGCUGAUACUGCUUUGCAUAGAAUUGUUGAAUGUGUUGAUUGUAUUUUAACUACUGCUCACAGCCAUCAACGUGCUUUUGUAUUGGAGGUUAUGGGACGUCAUUGUGGAUAUCUGGCUCUUGUUACUGGACUUGCUUGUGGUGCUGACUGGAUUUUUAUUCCUGAAAAUCCCCCUGGUGAUGACUGGCAGGAAAAGAUGUGCACCAAGUUGGAAAAUGCCAGAUCAUGGGGGAAUCGUUUGAAUGUUGUCAUAGUAGCUGAAGGUGCAAUAAACAGAAAAGGUGAACGCAUCACUUCAGAAGAUGUUAAGAAUGUCAUCAAAACUAAACUCAAGCUGGAUACACGGAUCACAGUCUUGGGUCACGUACAACGUGGAGGGGCACCAAGUGCUUUUGAUAGAGUUCUUGCAACAAGAAUGGGAGCGGAAGCUACUCUGGCUCUUUUAGAAGCCACACCAUCAACUCCGGCAUAUGUUGUAUCACUAGACGGAAACCAGGCUAUACGUGUGCCCUUGAUGAAAUGUGUUCAGGCGACACAAGCAGUACAGAAAGCAAUGGAUAAUUUAAAUUUUGAGGAAGCUGCAAAUUUACGGGGAAGAACCUUCAUGGGAAAUUUGGACAUUUACAAAAAACUUGGUGCUAUCACAAAGAGCAAUGAACAUGUUGAUAAUAUGACUAAGAAACCGUACAAUAUAGCCAUCAUGAAUGUCGGAGCACCUGCGUCGGGAAUGAAUGCCGCUGUCAGAUCUGCUGUCAGGACUUGUCUCUUUGCUGGUUUUUCUUCAAUUGUUAUUCACAAUGGUUUUGAAGGAUUAGAGAAAGGAAUGAUUGAAAGAUAUUCCUGGCCUGAUGUUGCGAACUGGGUCGGAGAAGGUGGUUCAAAACUUGGUACUAAACGAACACUACCUAUGGAAUGCAACAUGGACAAUAUUGCCAAGCAAAUAAAAGAGAAUUCAGUUCAUGGCAUUAUAUGUAUUGGGGGAUUUGAGGCAUUCCAUGGUGUAUUACAAUUGGCUGAAUUGCGUGAGAAGUAUGAGGAGCUAUGUAUCCCAUAUGUAGUUAUACCAGCUACUCUGUCAAAUAAUGUUCCUGGUUCUGAUCUCUGCAUUGGAUGUGAUACUGCUCUGAACACAGUCACCGAGACAUGUGAUCGCAUCAAAAUGUCAGCAAGUGGAACAAAGAGAAGAACCUUUGUUGUUGAAACAAUGGGAGGUUAUUGUGGAUAUCUUGCCACAAUGGCUGGUCUGGCAGCAGGUGCAGAUGCAGCUUAUAUCAAUGAAGAACACUUCACUAUAAAAGACCUUCAGAAAAAUAUCACUCAUUUAAAGUCUAAAAUGAUCAGAAAAACACAGCGAGGUCUAGUUCUGAGAAAUGAAAAAGCAAGUGAAAAUUUCACAACUGAUUUCAUAUAUCAUCUUUAUGCAGAAGAGGGGAAAGGUGUUUUUGAUUGUAGAGCAAAUGUGCUUGGACACAUGCAGCAGGGUGGUGUUCCUUCUCCAUUUGAUAGAAAUUUUGCCACUAAAACAGCGGCAAAGGCAGCUUUUUGGAUUGCUCAACAAAUACAAGAACAUGUCAAUGAAAACGGCAAAGUAGAAUGCCGGUCAGAGGAAUCUGCUACUCUGCUUGGAAUGAGGAAGAGGACAAUGGAAUUUCAACCGAUCCAACGUCUGAAAGAGGAAACUAACUUUGAUAAAAGAACUCCGGUGUCUCAGUGGUGGUUGAAUAUUCGACCUCUUCUACGUCUCAUGGCACAUUAUGUUGAUGAUACUUCUAGUUAUGAAGCUGAAUCUGCUACAGAAGUUUUUCAACAAUAAAAACACCUCGAAUUUGCAAAGUAAUUUCCAUAACUUAUAUUGUCCUAUUGUAUUCUGAUUCUGCCAGCCAGUCUAAAAUUUUCCAUUUCUUCAUUUCGAAAGCUUGCAGCUGUGUGUUGCUAUAAACUGUAAAUUUAUUGAUUAAAUAAUGUCUUCAUUGAUAAAUCUCAGUUAAUUCCAAUGUUCAAAAAUUUUAUAUAUAUUUGAUGAUUAAAGUAAAUAUUUGAAAAAAAUUG
Styela clava is the source of this 2738-nucleotide messenger RNA. Its product is annotated as ATP-dependent 6-phosphofructokinase, muscle type-like. Gene Ontology annotation, cellular component: cytoplasm; 6-phosphofructokinase complex. Gene Ontology annotation, molecular function: AMP binding; ATP binding; monosaccharide binding. The record is from RefSeq and is a predicted model, not a curated record. NCBI's taxonomy places the organism in Eukaryota, Metazoa, Chordata, Ascidiacea, Stolidobranchia, Styelidae. Gene Ontology annotation, biological process: fructose 1,6-bisphosphate metabolic process; canonical glycolysis; fructose 6-phosphate metabolic process.